Messenger RNA from Adineta ricciae, 5655 nucleotides. The record is from the annotation of a GenBank genome assembly. Lineage: Eukaryota; Metazoa; Rotifera; Eurotatoria; Adinetida; Adinetidae.
AUGCUACUGUGCUCUGUCUGUCGAUGUAUGCCGGUUUUUAUACUCGAAACUUUUCUCAUACAGCAUACAAUCGCUUCUUGGCCGUUGUUCACUAAUUCUAGUGUUCAACUGUUAGGCCUAUUUCCAGAUGCUGAGAAUACGACCGAGCCGACCGACUUUUCGGUUCAUCCUCGUGCGAUGUUCAUGGCUGCCAUAGUUCUUGCACAAAGAUACGGCAUGACAGUCGAUAGAGAAUCCAUUGGUUGGGAUAUCGCACAAACGGGUGGCAAUGCGAUUGGUGCUGUCAGAAGCACAUGCCAAAAAGUAGCCAGUUCCGACGUCAUUGGUAUUGUGGGACCAGCAUAUUCUCGAGAAACAGCUGUUAUCGCUCCGUUUGCUGAAAGUCUCAACAUUCCAAUAAUAUCUCAUGCUGCAACGAACCCGAGCUUAUCCGAUCGAAAUGCAUAUCCAACUUUUUAUCGAACGGUUCCCUCUGAUGCAAGUGUAACAUUGCCGAUUGUAGAAUUAUUCCUGCGAUACAGCUGGAAAUCGUGUGUGAUCGUUUAUCAGAAUGACGAAUUCGGAGCAGGUGCUGUCGAAGCAAUCAGUGAUGCAUUCAGUGACAAUAACUUGGUUGUCGCUCAAUUAAUUGUAUUCGAUAUUGCCACGAAGAAAAUUCGAGGCGAUCUGAAAGAUCUUUUAUCAGUUACGUCAACGCGAAUUGUUAUUUUAUGGACUGAUGAAUAUCAUACGUCUCUAGUUUUACAAUUUGCACUUCAAGCCGAUGUACUUGGUCCGCGUUUCACCUGGAUAAUGAGUAUGACAAUCUCAUUAAGUCCAUUCAAUGAAACCUUACGUCCAAAAUUGAUCGGAAUGUUAACUGUCGAGCCUGUCAUCGGAAGUGUGAUCAGUUCUCCUUAUAAUACAACAUUAUUAGAUGCGGCUUAUCAGAUUUGGCAACAGUACGAGCCGGAAACGUUUCCCGGCGCAGCAAACGUUAAUUAUUAUGCGUUAUUUGCAUUCGACGCUACUUGGACAUUGAUCAAAUCCACAUAUCAACUAUGUCUUAAUCGAUCAAAACCACGUGUAUCAAUUGUGAAUAGUUCCUACUGCUUCGAUCGACACUUCUCAGAUGGCGCCAAUCUUUGUGACAUAAUUAGCGCGACUGAAUAUCUCGGCGCGUCUGGUCCAGUGAAAUUUUCACGUAAUUCAACCGAUCGAAUGGAUGGUAUUUAUUACGUUGUUAGAAAUAUCCAAUCAUCGACGAAUAGUAUUCGUUUUGUACCCGUGCUACAAUGGUCGUAUUCCAAUAGUCUGACAUCCUAUACACAUGCCGAUGUAGUCGUCUGGCCUGGCAAUGUCUUGACACCUCCAACUGGUCUUGCUGAUCUCGAAGACGUGAAUCUUCGUAUUUGUACAAUUGAGUCAAAACCGUUUACAAUGCGAACAGAUAUCAUUCAAAAUAAUCAAACAAAAUUAGUUGGUUACAUCCCUGACCUGUUAGAUCUCUUACAAACGAGUACAAAGUUUAUUCCGAAUAUAGUUUAUCCAUCAGACAAUCAAACGUAUGGUGGAUUGGUAGCUGCAGUUGCGAAUGGUCUUUUUGGUUACAUCCCUGACCUGUUAGAUCUCUUACAAACGAGUACAAAGUUUAUUCCGAAUAUAGUUUAUCCAUCAGACAAUCAAACGUAUGGUGGAUUGGUAGCUGCAGUUGCGAAUGGUCUUUGUGAUAUUGCAAUCGGUGAUAUUACAGUUACCGCUAAACGGCGAGAGAUCGUGGAUUUUUCCAGUUCUAUUUAUGAUAACUCAAUGCGAAUCAUUGUUCGGAAAACAGCGGCUGACAAUGUGGAUCUGUUCUCUUAUAUGAAACCGUUUUCGACCAAUCUUUGGAUUUCACUAUUAGCUUGUCUCAUCUUUUCCGGAAUACUGUUUUGUAUAUAUGAGCGGCAGGAUAACGAUGUUCUGCAUAAUCGAUCAAUUCCAUCGUGCAUUUUUUUGAGUAUCUGGUUUUCAAUCGGCAAUCUGAUGGGCUACGGUGUAGACUUCGAUGUUCAAACAGCAGCUGGACGAAUAUUAACUGUUGGUCUGUAUAUCUUAAGUAUCGUCCUAGUAGCGACGUACACGGCAAAUUUAGCGUCGGAUUUAACCAUAUCGAGAUCUAAAGAUAUCAUCUCGAGCAUUGAUGAUGUGAAAAACGGAAAAGUAGCCUUUAGUCGCUUGGGUGUUUUGAUAGAAUCCUCGGCAGAAGAAUAUUAUCUACGCGAGAUCUCGGAUGGCAUACGAAAUUUUUAUCCAUUAAGAACAUUAGAUGAUUUAUUCAACAGCUUAUUGAAUAAUAAAAUCGACGCAUCAUUCUUUGAUAUCGGCUCUUUAGAAUAUUCAACAAAUAAUGUGUAUUGCAAUUUGUCCUUAGUCGGAUCGGAUUUUGCGGGCAGUUCAUUUGGAAUUGUUUAUCCAAAAAAAUGGUUGUAUGCGAGCAAUUUAGACAUUGUUAUUCUGUCGUUAAGGGAAACAGGUGUACUGGAUGAUUUAAAGCGAAAGUGGUUUCAGAAAAGCGUUUGCCAAGCUUCAUCUUCAGAUGACGUAUCGACGAGUAUUGAAGUUGGAACAAUGAGUGGUCUACUUCUGACUUUUGCUGUACUGAAUGCCAUAUCUGUCAUAGUUUUUCUAUGGAGAAAACGAAUCAUUAUCAAAGAAACGAUGCAUAUUGUUAAAUGGAUCACAAUUCUUUUUUUUAUUCUGACAUCAAGUCUCGGAGCUCCAUAUAAAUCAGCAAGAACAUGUGGUUAUGACUCAUGUAACUUAGGAAAAGCAGAUAAACUUAAUGUUCAUCUGGUUCCUCACACACAUGAUGAUGUCGGUUGGCUUAAAACAGUUGAUCAAUACUAUUAUGGAUCUCGUAGUGAUAUUGUCAAUCGAGGUGUUCAAUACAUUAUCGACUCAGUUAUUCAGGCACUAGUGGAUAACCCUGACCGUCGAUAUAUCUAUGUGGAAAUGGCCUAUUUUUGGCGUUGGUGGAACGAACAAUCGGAUGAUAUGCGUAACGUUGUCAAAGGACUGGUUAAUGAAGGUCGUUUGGAGUUUAUUUCGGGUGGUUGGUGCAUGAAUGAUGAAGCAACAACGCAUUACAAUUCCAUUAUUGAUCAGCACACUUUAGGUGCAGAAUUCCUGCGUAAUACAUUUGGUGAAUGUGCUCGACCAAAGCUUGGCUGGCAGAUCGAUCCUUUUGGGCAUUCUAGAGAGGUGGCUUCACUGUUUGCACAGAUGGGUUUUGACGGUCUAUUUUUUGGCCGUAUUGAUUAUCAGGAUCGGAUACCACGCACUGCAGAAAAGAAUUUAGAAAUGGAUCACGUUGCAAGUAAUAAUGGAUUAUUAGGCCGUCAAAGCUGGCUGUUUACCGGUGUUCUGCCACAUGGCUACAGUGGCCCGAAUUCGUUUUGCUUCGAUAUAAAUUGUUCAGAUCAGCCGAUCAUGGAUGAUAAAAGUUUGCAUGACUACAACGUAGACGAACGUGUUCAAGCAUUUAUCAAUUCAGCACAUGUUCAAUCUCUGAUCUAUGCUACUAAUCAUAUCAUUAUGACGAUGGGUGAUGAUUUCCAAGAUGUAAAUGCAAAUGAGAAAUUCAAAAACUUGGAUAAAUUAAUACAAUAUGUUAAUCUUCAACAAGCAAAUGGCAGUGAUGUGAAUGUGUUCUAUUCCACCCCUUCCUGUUAUUUGUACGCUCUGAACAAAGUUAAUAGAGAAUGGAAAUCAAAAAAUGAUGACUUCUUUCCAUACGCAAGCAUUCCAUUUGCAUAUUGGACGGGGUAUUUCACCUCGAGACCGGCAUUCAAACGUUAUGAACGCUACGCUAAUAAUAUCCUUCAAGUAACACGACAACUAAACGGAUUUUCACAAAUAAAUCUACGAGAUUCUAUAUUUUACUUGAGUGAAGCAAUGGGACUUGCGCAACAUCACGAUGCAGUCAGUGGAACAGAAAAACAACAUGUAGCUGAUGAUUAUGCACAACGACUAGCGGAUGGUAUUGGCCGGACGAUAGACGUCAUCAACAAUGCUUAUGGAAAAUUAUUACUUAAAGAAAAUCGAACAGGACCAAUUGCUCAUCAAUUUUUAUGUCAAUUUUCAAAUAUCAGUGAAUGUCUUCCCAUUGAAGGACAAAAUGAAUUCGUGUUAACACUUUGGAAUCCAACUAUUCAUCCGGUGACAACUCACCCUCGUGUGCCAGUCACUCGACAAUAUUUAAUCUAUGAUCCAUCAGGCACGAUUAUUCAUGCUGAAUAUCUACCGAUUCCACAAACAAUAAGAAACAUUCCCGGCCGAACGAGCUCUGCUGUAAAUCAAUAUGUCUUUCAAGCAUCAUUACCAGCUCUUGGUUAUAAUACUUACUAUUUCAAAGCGCGUAAUGCAACUAUCAACGAACAGAUAAAAGAAUCAACAGUAAAUCAAGCGUGUACCCUUCAAAAUGAACAUCUGCGCGUAGAAUUCAAUGAAUUAGGACACUUGAAACGUAUUACUAACUUGGAUAAGAAUAUUGUGGUUUCAUUUACUGAACAAGGAUUUUAUUGGUACGUGAGUUAUACUAGUAAUCCUACAACACCGGAAUUUCCGUCAUCAGGUGCAUACGUAUUUCGACCACUGUACCCUGAAGCUUUUCCUGUAAGUCCUUUGCGACAAAUAAACUGUACGAUCACAGAUACAGUACAGAAAGCAUCGAUUAUUUUCAAUGAUUGGAUUAGUCAAGAGAUUCAUCUCUAUCGCAAUGCAUCAACUCUCGAAAUCGAUUGGACAGUUGGACCAAUUCCAAUCGAUGAUAAUAUAGGCAAAGAAAUCAUUAUUCGUUAUAAUACAAAUAUCGAUAGUGGAUCUAAAUACUACACAGAUGCUAAUGGACGUGAAGUACUCGAACGUAUACGCAAUCAUCGACCAACAUGGCCUUACUUUCCUGAAGUACCUAUCACUGGCAAUUAUUAUCCGAUCAAUAGUCGUAUUUGGAUUCGUGAUCGGGAACGUCAAUUGACGAUUCUUACUGAUCGAUCGGAAGGUGGUGGAAGCAUGUACGACGGUUCAGUUGAAAUUAUGGUUCAUCGUCGAAUCUUGCACGAUGAUUCCAUGGGUGUUGGCGAAGCUUUAAAUGAAACUGCGUAUGGUAAAGGUCUUGUAGUAACGGGUAAACAUAUUCUUAUUAUUGAUCGUCCAUCGGACAGUGCUCGACUUCAUCGAACUGGUGCUCAGCAGAUGUUCAUGCACCCAUUGGCAACAUAUUCCUUACCAAAUACAUCAUCCUAUAUAAAUUAUUCAAAUAUGUAUAAGCAGAGUUGGUCUGCUCUAUCGGACGCAAUGCCAUUGAACGUACAUUUAUUAACAUUCGAUCAGCUCAACUCGAAACAAUAUCUCAUUCGAGUUGAACACUAUUUUGAAUUAAAUGAAGACGAUGUCUAUUCCCAACCGGUGACAAUCGAUCUUCAAACAUUAUUCACAAGUAUUGGUACGAUCAAAGACAUGACUGAACUGAUCUUAACUGCUAAUUUACCGCUAUCAGAUUUACAUCGACUUGACUGGAUGAUAAAAGACGAUCAAUCGUCACGUGCUGAUAUAAUUCAGCAAUCUGUAUCGAACACGACGUCAAUCACUUUGAAUCCCAUGCAAAUUCGUACAUUUCAAAUCGAUAUUUUGUAG